AUGGAAUCUAAAGAAGAAUCUUCACCAAUGAGGAAUAUACAGGAACAAGAAGUCGUUAAUGUAGAGCACAGCACAAGUAAAAGCUCAUAUAAACAGCGAGGGCAAGGUGACGGCGAUGAUGAAGUGUGCGAAUCAAUGUCAAACGAUAUGGAAUCCUUUUCGCGGAAUGUACAAAGUUCUGAUGAUAUUCGAAGUAACUCAAGUAUUGUACGUAAUGACCAGGAAUCGACAUUUAGCCAUCAUUUAGAACAUUCUAACGAUACUGGUGAUAAAGCAUAUGAAAUAGUGCCGAAUAAUACGAGUUCGCAUUCUUGUAAACCGGUCGCCAGCUGCAGCAAAGUACUUCCAAGUUGUAACGAAACUCAAUGUCAAAUAAGGGCUAAUGAAACGAAUACACUUAAUGCAGAAAAAAGUAACAUAGGUGAAGCUUCAACAAGUGGUCUUCCAUCAUCUAGCAAUUGUGAAAGUAUAGCUGUUAACAAUGAAACAAAGGAAUUUAAAAAACGACCCUCAACUCUAAGACUAAAAAGACCUAUUGCUGAAGGUGAUGAGAGUUCAAGUGACACUGGGAACGAUGACUAUUCAUUGGGUUCUGAAGAUGGGUGUAUCUAUACAUAUAGAGGUGGGGAGCAUUUAGCUGAUCUUCCAAGUUCUUUCUUUAGUUUAGACAUGGGAUUACCAUUAACACCUAAUUCUGCAGCUGCAGCUCCAGUGCCACCACCUCCACAGCCUGCACAUCCUAGACCCGGUUCGAGAGCAUCCAGCCCCGACAUGGACUUCUUAGAAAUGGACUUUGAUCCUGGACCAUCCUGUGAGGCAGAUACAGGUGAUGAGUCUACUCCAGAAGCGGACAUUGAGGUGGUAAGUGUUCCAGACGGCAAUGAACAUGUUAUAAGAGGAACAUCACCAGAAUACCACCCAGGUGCCAUACAACCAGUAAUGCCAGCAGUCACUCAGAGUAGCACUGUAAAAUCAAUAUUUGACUUGCCAACUACAAGUACCAGUAAUCGAGAUGUCCCUGAUAAAUGUAUGGUUGUCAAGAAGGUCAAAAUAACUCGGACAGAAUAUAUUACUCAUGUCAAUGUCAGAGGUGAACGGCUGAGAGUUAGGAGGUCCAUAGCUCAGUGUCGACAUCCAGAACCAGUAACAACACAUGGCUCUAGUGGAGACCUGGUUUCAUCUAGAGAAGUUUUGAAUUAUACUGAAGAAAAGAAAGACGAAGGCAUGGCACACCAAAUCAAUCAAGGAGAAAUCACAACCUUUGACUCGGUCAAUUUGACAACUGCUUUGUACCAUGUAAAUAUGGCAAAGAAGCUUAUGAAUGAACCUAAAAGUGAUGAGACCAAUGCUUCUUUCAAUGUGGAAUCAGAACCAGUAGCAGGUCCAUCACAAGCAAGUGAACCUUGUGUGGAUGCCCCUCGAUGCAUGGUGUGGUCUGAACGGGAAGCAUGUGAAAGGCAAGUCACUCAAAUUGGCACUUCGGCAUGUGGAGCUACUGCUAUAGUUAAUGUGUUUCUCGCCCUUGGUGUGCCAGUUAACAUAGAGAGAAUUAAUUCAGCCGUGGGUACCAGACAGAGAGCUAACAAUGCCCCUAUACCCAGGUAUAUAAUGUCUCGAUCAGUAGCUGGGUGCACUGCCGCUGACCUGGUGACAGGCAUUCAGAGAGCUUCAGAUGGAUUAGUUACAGCGAGAUUCUUCCCUACAUAUCCGGAAAGAAGUCUGUCGUUGUUGCAUUGGCUUGCGGAUUGGAUAUCUCUUGGUGCAGUUCCAAUCUUGACCCUGAAUCUGCAGCUGGGCUGCGAAGGUGAUAUUCCAGACGCGUGGCACCACCAAAUGGUUUUCGGUGUAUCUCCCAGGGGAGUUUACCUCUGUAAUCCAGUCGAAUGUGUUCCCGAGGGUGUUGUGUGGUCAAGGCUUGUGUCCCCCUCGGUGUUACUUGUACGGUCUCGGGAUAUUGUAGCAAGAUUUAACCCUGAAACGGAUAUGUCGCCCUUAACAGCUGUGCCGGAUAUUCGCUUUCAUAAGCUCAAUGUACUCGGUCAAGUGGCAAACGUCCUACGGGAGUGGCGUUACGCCGGUUGCACAGACGCUGAGACGCGAACACGCCACGUUCUUAUCCCGGCGUCGUACCAGGCGGGAGUUACGAUCGCGGCUCUCACAGGCUCGGAGGCGCACAGAAGGUUGAUGCACGCGCCCCAGCUUCCUGCGCACGCACAUGUAGAGCCAGCAUGA
Leptosia nina is the source of this 2232-nucleotide messenger RNA. NCBI's taxonomy places the organism in Eukaryota, Metazoa, Arthropoda, Insecta, Lepidoptera, Pieridae. The record is from the annotation of a GenBank genome assembly.